GUAUUCUACUUACGUUAGUGCUUAAAAUUUCGUUGCAGCGCUGCGCUUUUAAACGAGCAUCGCGGUGCGAUACAACUAAUCGCCUUACCUUCUCAGCUGUUUACCAACGGGCAGUCAUCUGACGGUAUCUUCGUUGCGCUGCUGUAUUAUAGUUAUGUGUCGCUUGUCUUAGCCAUUUGCGUUUCGUUUAAAAGUUUUUAGUGCUUACGCGCUUUCAUCGAACAUAUGCUGGUCGGGAAGUCAAGCUUGGCUCGACAACAGUCCGAGUUUGAAGCGGGUGCAUUUUGCCGCCAGUGCAGCUGCCAUGUCGAUCCAGGCCGGGCUCACAGCCGACUCUGCCAUCGCCCUGGUGCAGCGAUAUCUCAGGAAGGAGCGGCUCCACUGGCGGCCCAGCACCUAUGCUUCACAGGGGGAAGAGAUCACGCCUGUCCAACGGAACCACACCGUGAAAUGGCUGACUGUCCUCAACCGUUACCUGAAGUUCAAUCCUGAGACUCUCUUCCUCUCGGUCACACUCAUGGACGAGUUCCUCCUCUUGGUUAGGGCACAACCAAAGUACCUGAAAUGUAUUGCUAUUUCGUGCUUCUACUUAGCGUCCAAGAUUAUUGAGGAAGAUGAGGUGGUUCCACAUAUCAAGGAUCUGAUCAAGAACUGUGACUGCAUCUUUAGUGUGUCUGAGAUUACUCGCAUGGAGGCAUUGAUUCUCAAGAAACUCAGAUGGGACCUCUGUCGAGCCACAUCGCUUGACUUCCUGCACGGGUUUUAUGCCCUGCUGGUGUUGAACAGAGGCCUUCUCCUGCCAGACCAGUCUGAGCAGCAGUUGGCAGCUUUGGGUCCCCUGCUGGAAACCAAGCUGCAGAUCUGCCUCGAUCAGGCGUCUCUGGUGGCGACAAGGCCCUCCACCUUGGCCCUGGCCCUGCUCAGCCUUGAGCUGGAGACCUGGACUCCCAACUGGUUCGUCAUCACCAUCGCCCUGCAGCGGCUGGCUCAGGUUGAGAACAGCGACGUUAUUCGGUGCCGAGAAGAGUUGGCCUGCAUCUUUGCCAGAGCACGCACGGCCGUGUCACGAAAACACCGACACUCAGACUCCCAGAACGCCCACAAGCCGUCAAAGAGAAGGAUGGAGACGACGGACAUCGAAGACAUUUACGACAGCAUCAAAAGGCUGUACGGGGAGGAAACGGCAUCGACGACGUCGCCACCUGCGGCCAGUGUCUCGUGUGGCAUGCACCAGGGCCAAGGGGGCAUCAGCAUACCUGGCUUUCCUGUCCGCGCCAUGUAGAAGGAACUGCCCCAGUUGAUAUGGGAGAGCCUCACAGAAGGACUCUUAACCAGAGGCCAAGCAAAGGAAGCCAGGCCUGGUGCCAGCCCAAGACAUUUCUUCCCGCCCACAUCACUAGUCCAUUCUUUUGUCUUAUUUGCUUUCGUUUUUAUUAGGGCAGGGCCAGUUUAAAUGCAACUGAAAAGCACCCCUUCAAAUGUUUCUGUGCAGUAAUUGUAUCAGGAUUAUGGUCUAGUCGCAUGCCACAAAAAAAAAUGUUACGCUGCUUACGUUUUUUUUCUGUUUAGAGGCUCUGCAAUGGCACUUCACCGAUGCAACCAGAACCUUGGAACACUUUUUUGCGAGACUGCGUAAUAUCUCGUAGGCGGCUGCUUCCCUGGUUUUGCUAGUAUGUUUUAUUUUAAUUUUACAUUUUGUUAUACAUAUACACACACACAAUUGGUUGCUAUGGCAGUGUUUUUAUUUUGAGCGUUGUCACCGUCGUGCAUGCUGCGCGUACACCUGCGCGUUUGGUCAAUGCCACAUCGAGCAGUGGCCUGGAGAAUGCCGGUUUUUAGAAAGGGUGCUAAAUUCGUUUUUUAGUUUACGAAAAGCAAGUGUACUUUUAUGCGGAACAAAUGUAUAUUGGUGUCCACGUUUUCAUGUGCUUUGUCCGAGAGAGUGCAGAGACAUUUUUAAAAUGCCAUUUUACACGAGGGCCGCUUGAGGCCUUAAAUCUUUCUCUCCCCCGCCCGUACAGUGGGCCGGUAGUGAUUUGAGGAAGGUCACCAAAAACGUUGCAUUUCAAAAUAAUUACGCAAGUUGACAAGUAAUUGUUUGAAACAUGUCGUACAUCACAGUACAGCUACACUUUACGACACAUAUCGCACUUGAAGGGAACAUUUCGUUGGUACGGUAGCACUAGUUGCAGCUUGGAUCGGAAACGGAAGACCUGCAUUGGCCAUUCUUAUCUGAGAAAAGCAUCCGAAUGAAUAUAAUGUCUUGGAAGUUGUUCUUCUCGAGUAAUGAUAUGUUCCCUGAAAGUGUGACAUGUACCAUGAAACAUGUCUGGAAAUCUGCAGCAAUAAGUGUGUUGAGCACCACCUUGCUUUGCUGUGUCGUAUGUGUUCACAGAUUAUUUGUUGAUGUUCUUAGCCCACUUGCCUGGACAAGUUCUGCUUUAAAGCUAUUCUUCCCAGAUGCAAUCCACCGAAACCUUUUCAUUCCAGUGCACGAGUGGCAUGUUGUCUGUCAGCUGUCACUUUUCUACAAGCUUGCUGUGAGCACCAACUUUUAAGCCUGCGGGCGUCGUGGAAUUGUUGGGGAGAGCCCAUGUCUCGGAAGUGUCCGUCGUUUUUGUGUCGUGUUUGUGUCUUUCUGUUUUAUAUUGUAGAUUCUAUGUUCUACAAGAAGAGUACAUUGUACAAAAAAAAAAAAAAUGUAUAAUAUGUAAAAAAUGUAAAAAAAACUCAUAAUCCUAAAAAACCAAAAAAACAUUGUAAAUGAUCCUCAUUUCAUCACCCAUUUUAUCAUUUUUAAGAGUGCGAGGCACAUAGUUUUUAUGUUUCUUUUAAUGCUCCCGACAUGCCCGUGUUUUUUCCUGUGAGAAAGGAAUCGCUGCCCAGUGUUCUGGCAACCCACUUCUUUGGAGGCAUUAAAAACAAGUAAUUUAUGAAACCUA
Rhipicephalus sanguineus (brown dog tick) is the source of this 2942-nucleotide messenger RNA. Its product is annotated as cyclin-I. The transcript is spliced from 8 exons. NCBI's taxonomy places the organism in Eukaryota, Metazoa, Arthropoda, Arachnida, Ixodida, Ixodidae. Gene Ontology annotation, molecular function: cyclin-dependent protein serine/threonine kinase regulator activity. The coding region runs from base 305 to 1282 and encodes 325 amino acids. The record is from RefSeq and is a predicted model, not a curated record. Gene Ontology annotation, cellular component: cyclin-dependent protein kinase holoenzyme complex; nucleus; cytoplasm. Gene Ontology annotation, biological process: mitotic cell cycle phase transition; regulation of cyclin-dependent protein serine/threonine kinase activity.